Molecule: messenger RNA, 1848 nt
Organism: Theileria orientalis strain Shintoku
Lineage: Eukaryota; Apicomplexa; Aconoidasida; Piroplasmida; Theileriidae
Product: transporter
Exons: 3
Coding region: 1-1848 (615 amino acids)
Biological process (GO): transmembrane transport
Molecular function (GO): transmembrane transporter activity
Source: RefSeq, a predicted model, not a curated record
AUGAAUCCUGAACAUGGAAGUGCCGAUGAAUACACACUUCCUGAAAGUAAUACACAUACUCACAGUAAAAGGAAUCUUAAUGAAUUCAGAGAUAUAGAUUUAAACACACCUAGCUCAGAUGGCCCAGUUAUACCGGUUUUGGAGUUGGACUUGCACAAAAAUUAUGGAAUCAAACGGGAGCCGCUGAAAGCCAAGCCGGACUCAACUUUGAGGAAUCCUCUCAUUAGCGUUGUAUUCAGUAGGCAGGAUACUAACACACCGACACUGUCGCCUCUGUCAAGGCAGCACAAGAGUAUAAUUGCAAUCGCGUUCUUCCUGACGUUCCUCUCCAACUGCGUCGGACACCUGAUAAGGGAGCCGCUGUUUACGACCAAGGUUAACAUACAAAAGAGUUUUGGAAGUACCACGCUGCAGCUGGCAUACCUGGACAUCGCAUACCUGGCUUCGUAUUCAAUUGGCCAGUUCAUAACGCCAAUAGUGUUCCCAAGGUCACACAUCGUCAUGUUCGUCUGCUUCUGCCACCUGCUCUUGGGGAUUUGCCACUUUUUCCUGUUUCUACUGAAUAAUUUAUCGGGCUUUGUUGUAAUAUAUGGAGUUACAGGGUUCUCUUGCGCUAUUUUGUGGCUGGCUCUGUACAAUGACCUGCACUCGUGGCUGCCCAUAAACUAUAGAAUGCUCCUCAUCACAUUCUGGUGUUGCGCAGCCGAGUUAGGACUGUGCUUUGGGAUCAUCAUGUGCGCCCACGUUCAGACCACGACGAGGUGGAAAGUGCUCUUCAUGAUAACAGCAGCCUUCAACUUCCUCACGUUCAUGCUGCUGUUCACGUGUUACAUAAAGCCGAAACCAAACUCAGGAGAUUCUGAGCAGUUGGAAGUGUACGUGCCACGGGAGAAGCUGUUCGACCCGGUGAGCAUUAGCAAGGAAAACUACAGAAACAUCGUGAGCGGGAUUAAGAGAAUAUGGCAGCAGGCGCCGGUGGAGGUGGACCUCCUGCCGACGAUCGAGGCAUCGGAGCUUGCAACGAGUAGAAGUCGCGCGAUAAGGCUGUGCAAAUACCUGGGUAAGAAGGUGGGACAGUUCUUCAGGAGGACUGGGAAGCGGGUAUUGUUCAUAGUGAGGGUGCACCUGGACGUCAUGAAGAGGGUCCAGUACCUGACGCUGUACACAGUGGGCUACACGUCGCUCAAAUCGGCAAGGAACUGCUUCGCAUUUUGGAUAUCGUUCUACCUCACGACGAACCUGAAGUACUCGAUACAGUACGGCAUCUACGCCACGCUCGUGUUUCAGCUGGGCUCGUGCGCAGGGUCGCUGAUCGCAGGCAUGUUCAGCAAGCUCGUGCUGCAGAACCACCACCUGACGGGGUGCAGCAUAUCCGCAGUGUUCAGCUUCCUGAUGCUGGCGCUCGUCUACUUCAUGGACCUGGGCACAAUAUGGAAGUGUUUCACGUACGUAUUCCUGGUAGGCCUGGCCACAAAUUGCACGGAGAUGCUGAUAACGACCAGGGGCCUCAAGGCGCUCUGCGACCAGAGUUUAAGUAAGUUUCUGUGCAACACGCGCAUACACAGUUUCUUAGACGAGGAGGAGAAGGACUACUCGGUGUCACUGGGUACAACGCUGUCAAUAGCAAACUUCUUGUCUGUCUUCCAAGGGUACAUAUCGAUCUACAUAGCACACCAUUCCUGUGCCAUUGCUAUCAUAGUGUGUGUAAGUGCAUUUAAAUUAUGUUUUUGCAGCUUCGGAUGGAAUAAGAUGUUCCUCUAUCUAAUACUAAUGAUGUUUUUGUCCACUGGGGCACUAGGAGUGCCUUCCAGGAAAGAAAUAGAGAGGUUAAAGCACCCAGUACUGUAG